GUCGGGACCAGUCAGUCGCUCGGUCGCCCUCGGUCGGGACACAACGAACCGGGUUUUCCGGGAGAGCGCGAACGCGAGUUUUCCCACCGAAAUCAAGUGCAGUGAGGCCAAAGUUCUUGCGACCUAAACCAAAGAUUAACGUAGAUGCUGUUACGAUGUCACCUGGACGUUAAUUAUUGAGGAAAAAAUGCUGAAUAGAAGUGCCUCGUCCAGGAGACGUCGUGCUUCCCGAUCGGCCGCUUCCUCUCCCGGACAACCUGCGGGAAGACCAAGCGGUAGCAGAUCGGCUGCGACUAGUCCAUGUCGUAGGGCCAGCAUCGCGGUCUCCCCCAUAGAUGGCGACAGGGGCGAGGAAUUGGACAAGGGCAGGAGCCCACGUCACAGCAUCAUUCCCAACAUCGCCCUAACCGAAACCAGGGAUGACAGUUUGGAAGAGAUACCGCGUUACCGGUCCCCUAGGGCCUCCUUGGUGCCAGACUGUGCACUGAGCCCUAGGAACAGCCUGGUACCGGACACGACGAGGUCCCCGAGGCACAGUCUGGUCCCGAACGACGUUCGCAGUCCCAGGAACAGUUUGGUCCCCGACUCAGCCUUAUCCCCUAGGAACAGCCUCACUCCCGAGCAGUAUAACAGGAGUCCAAGGAACAGCCUGGUACCGGAACCUAACAGGUCCCCUAGGCACAGCCUGACCCCCGACACGAACCUACAAGGUUCAAGGUUAAAUAUCUCCGAAUACAACCGGAGCGCUUCAAGGUCACCUAGACAAACCGUAGCCCCGUUAGAACUGAAGCAAUACAACCCCGAGGAAGGAAAUCGACGUCAUCGACUCAGUUUGACUCCGGAAACCAGCCGGAGUCCGCGCGGGAGUAUCGUGCAGGAGAACGCGCCCCACCGGACCAGCCCGAGGGGCAGUAUCGCGGGAGAGAUUCCGGAUCAGAGGACCCCCAGGGGAAGCGUAGGUCCGGAAACCUACAGGAACCGCACGGCGUGCGACACGAGAAGUUCCCGCGGGAGUCUCACUUUAACCUUCCAAGAGCCGCCGGUGAGCGAGAGGAGGUCCAGCGCCGAUAAUCCGUCACAUUCCCGAGGGAGGAUGACGUCACCCCACCACUGUCGAUCCUCGUCCAAAGGGAACAUUAAUGGGGCUACGGAAGGCACCGGGUCGAGACGCGCGAGCAGUUCAGUAAGUCAGGUGGGGAUCCCACAGGUGUCCGGGGACGAGCAGCGGCGCCUCUGCGGGGCGGAGAGGAAGUACUCGCGCGAAAUGGGGCAUCAGGGGCUCAGCUUGAGCAUGACCUUGACCACGUACGGGUCAGUGGCGUACCAGCUCAAGGACGCCCAUUUUGAGGCCAACGGCACCUGCGAUUUCGUAUAUAAGGCCUUGAAGAUCGUCAAUAAGACCGUGGUAGUCACGGUUUUCCUCGUCUGUUUGUCGGUCCUACCGGUGAUCAUGCUGAUCAUGGGGGUGCAGUUCCUUAGGGAUUGUCCUAGGGAACCGAACAUCCCUAUUUACAUGGUGGUGGGGGGGAGCGUGGGAAGUGUCAAAAUGGGGUUGUGCCUGUGGAACCAGUUGCACACCAGACACAUCGACCCUGCUGCACCCAAUACCACCUCGAUUACGUCGAGAAUAGCGUCGAUCGCCCUGACGAUCCUGCUGCUGACCUGGUUCGGGUUCGGGAACUUCUGGAUCCUGAGCAUCAAGUACCCGGACUACGCGCCCAGCAUGUGGGAACCGAACAAGUGGUGCCAUCGCACCCUGUACGUGUUCGCCUUGGUGCAUUUGUGCAUAGUGUAUUCGGUGUUGGGGAUAUUGGUGGCGCUCGCGAUUGCGUUGGCCUGUUGUCAAAUGUUCGAGUGUCAGUGGUUGGGCCCGCGGUAUAAAUAGCAAACGUCCAGGGUGGAUUUCUUUGAGGUGUGGGAUUUGCCCCGGGGAUACCACGGAUGAUGACGAGUGUAAGCGCCCGCCUCCUCAAUAGCUUCGCGUUAGUUUUGACAAUAAAAGGCCGCUUUGUCGAAUGUAAAUAGUAGCUCCUAGGGAUGACCAACUGCUUUUAUUUGAAAUGUAAAAAAUGUAGAUUCUGUAAUGUAGGGAAUCUGUUGUGGUGUCGUGUAAAAAUGGUGCAACAGUAACAGCGAGGUCCAGCUUUAAUACGGUUAACGCCGGGGUUUUUGGUGAGGGGGAAUUGUUUAUGGCGCUUUUGUUUGUGUUAUUUCAGGGAAAAACGGUGUAGUAAAUAUUUAUUGGAUUUUAGUGGAGGAUGUGUGUACAAAUUUUCAGGGGCGUAGCUUUUUUGGGUUAUGAGUUAUAGGCGUUUUGUGAUUCAAAAAAUGAUUUUUUUUAAAAUUAUUUUUUGCAGUUUUUUGUUUAUUUUUGAAAAAAUUCUUGAACACGUAUCCCAUGAAUUUAAAUGGAGAAUACGUGCAGAAAUUUUCACUGCUCUAGCUUUUUUGGUUUUUGAGUUAUGGACAUUUAGUGAUUUAAUAAAAAAAUUAAAGUGUUUUUUUGAAAAUAAUUUUUUUCUCACUUAUCUGUCUAUUUUUGAAAAAAUCCUUGGACACGUAUUCCAUGAAUAUAAACAGAGAAUACGUGCAGACAUUUUCACUGCUCUAGCUUUUUUGGUUUUUGAGUUAUGGACGUUUAGUGAUUUAAUAAAAAAAUUAAAGUGUUUUUUUUGAAAAUAAUUUUUUGCUCACUUAUCUGGACAUUUUUAAAAAAAAUCCCUAGAUACGUGUCCCAUGAAUUUACACAGAGAAUACGUGCAGAAAUUUUCACUGCUCUAGCUUUUUUGGUUUUUGAGUUAUAGGCGUUUUGUGAUUCAAAAAAAUAAUUUUUUUGAAAAUUAUUUUUUGCAAAUUUUUGUUUAUUUUUGAAAAAAUUCUUGAACACGUGUCUCAUGAAUUUAAAUGAAGAAUACGUGCAGAAAUUUUCACUGCUCUAGCUUUUUUGGUUUUUGAGUUAUGGACAUUUAGUGAUUUAAUAAAAAAAUUAGAGUGUUUUUUUGAAAAUAAUUUUUUGCGCACUUAUCUGGACAUUUUUGAAAAAAUCCCUAGAUACGUGUCCCAUGAAUUUACACAGAGAAUACGUGCAGAAAUUUUCACUGCUCUAGCUUUUUUGGUUUUUGAGUUAUGGACAUUUAGUGAUUUAAUAAAAAAAUUAAAGUGUUUUUUUUUAAAUAAUUUUUUGCUCACUAACCUGUCUAUUUUUGAAAAA
This is a messenger RNA of Anthonomus grandis grandis, 3211 nucleotides long. RefSeq lists its product as uncharacterized. Lineage: Eukaryota; Metazoa; Arthropoda; Insecta; Coleoptera; Curculionidae. Bases 188 to 1885 code for a protein of 565 amino acids. The transcript is spliced from 12 exons. The record is from RefSeq and is a predicted model, not a curated record.